AUGUUCUGGAAUAAGAAGCCCCAAUCUACAACCGAAGAAUUCUUUCCCUUUGUCGUUCCUCUACAAUCAUGGGACGUACUAUUCGGAUCUGAAUAUAAGAAUUUGAAUUCCACCGAUUUUGCCAGAAGCAACAAGGUUGCAAUUGAUGUCGAAGAUCAAAGGGAUAUUUCGGACUACUACUUUAUCAAUAUCGUUCUACGCGGCGAAUUUGCCAACAUUUGCGGCGCUGUGACCGAAAUUGUCAAGCUUGUCAAUUCCAGUGAUACCAAAAAAUUUGGUGAGAAAUUUCGCGUGUAUUACCCAGUUACGGAAAUUCAUGCUCCUUAUAUAAUUAAUGACCAACGAUUGGAAAAGAUUCAACACAAAGUUAAGUGUGAGAGCGAGCUUGUUCGUUUCGAAAAAAAGUUGUCUACGUCGAUAUAUGUUUGCUUCUAUGGCGACAUAUUAAAAUUGAUGAAAGCUUGUCUUCAACUUCGUGAUGCGCUCAUCUAUUAUGACAAGUACCAGUUUGAGGUCGAUGAAGAGAUUCGUCUUGAAGAAGCGCGUCGCAAAUUCAUUCAGAAGCAAAACAAGCGUGCUGCUAAAAUUGCUCAGCGACGUUGGCACGAUGUUUCAAAAUAUUAUGACGCAUUCAUUCGAUUAUUUAUCGACCAACAGGUCCAAUCGUUCAACGGCAGACUUGCCGUCACGUUGAAAGACUAA
Caenorhabditis bovis is the source of this 702-nucleotide messenger RNA. The record is from the annotation of a GenBank genome assembly. NCBI's taxonomy places the organism in Eukaryota, Metazoa, Nematoda, Chromadorea, Rhabditida, Rhabditidae.